ACAUUUCCGCUCGUUGUGUCAUUAUUUAUUCAAUAUAUUCCUUCAUUACCAUGUGGAUCAUCUAUGUUCUGCUCGUACUGCUGGCAUCUUUGUGGCUGUAUGCUAGGCUCACUUGCGGACGAUGUGUUUGUCCUAGAGACCGAGUCUCGGGAAAGACUGUCGUGAUCACUGGCGGGAACGCAGGUAUCGGGCGGUGUGUCUCGACCGAGCUCGUUCGAGGGGGCGCGAACCUCAUCAUAGGCUGCCGGAAUACUGCCAAAGCUGAGAGUCUGAAGCUUGAGUGCGCUGAGAAAGGUUUCAAAGGUAAGAUACAGGUUCUGCAUCUUGACCUACAAUCAUUCGCAAGCGUCAGGAAGUUCGCUCAGGAAGUUAUCGGCAUCUCCCCGUCCAUCGAUGUUCUGAUCAACAACGCUGCCCUCGGUGUACCGGAGGAAAUUGUAAAAUCUGAGGACAACUUUGAAGUCACCUUCCAGACAAAUUACCUCUCGCCCGUUCUACUGACUCAUCUCCUAUUACCGAUUAUCAAACGAGACGGGGGACGCAUCGUGAAUGUUUCUUCAAUUCAGCAUUUGAUGGGCUCCGAAGUCCGCCUAGCGAAAAACAAGACUUGUCCCAGACGGAUAAUGUGUUUUGGGAGUUUUGUUUACGGCGACACCAAGCUGGCAAUGAAUUACUGGACGCGAACUCUGGCGCAACGCUUAGCUGGAACAGGUAUCACUGUCAACUGCUGCCAUCCCGGAUUCGUUCUCACUGACAUAUUCUCGCACUCAUACGGAAACAUCGCGCACUUCUCGCUGAGACUUCUGGCUAACAUUUAUGCCAAGACUCCGGAGGAAGGAGCUCAGACCAUUGUUCACCUCGUUCUGUCCAGAAACGCAUCGAUAAUAUCCGGCAAAUACUGGUCCGAUUGUGCCGAAGUACGUUUCCCAAGACGGCCCUUGAAGAAGUCUACGGCCGCGAUUCUGUGGAGAAAUACCAUGGAACAAUGCGGUAUCGAGGAAGACGACAGACAGAGAGAGGAGAUGUCAGGUUCCCGAUGA
Molecule: messenger RNA, 1040 nt
Organism: Galendromus occidentalis (western predatory mite)
Lineage: Eukaryota; Metazoa; Arthropoda; Arachnida; Mesostigmata; Phytoseiidae
Product: retinol dehydrogenase 12
Exons: 8
Coding region: 51-1040 (329 amino acids)
Source: RefSeq, a predicted model, not a curated record